AUGGUGCUGCUUACGACGUCGGACAAUGAGCAUUUCACCGUGGAUCGCGAUGUGGCAGAGCGGUCUGUUUUGAUCAAGCAGAUGAUCGAAGACAUUGGCGAGACAGACCAGCCUAUUCCAUUGCCCAAUGUUAGCUCCAGUGUACUUACCAAAGUGCUUGAAUACUGCAGUCACCACCGGCACGAUCCACCUGUGCCCGCUGAUGACACUGACGAAAUGCGUCGUCGCGCCACAGACAUAUCCGAAUGGGAUGCCAAGUUUAUUCAGGUUGACCAGGAAAUGCUGUUCGAAAUCAUUUUAGCGGCCAACUAUCUCGAUAUCAAGAGCCUUCUCGAUAUCGGGUGCAAGACAGUGUACGUAUGA
Molecule: messenger RNA, 363 nt
Organism: Malassezia globosa CBS 7966
Lineage: Eukaryota; Fungi; Basidiomycota; Malasseziomycetes; Malasseziales; Malasseziaceae
Exons: 1
Coding region: 1-363 (120 amino acids)
Biological process (GO): mitotic cell cycle; SCF-dependent proteasomal ubiquitin-dependent protein catabolic process
Cellular component (GO): nucleus; cytoplasm
Molecular function (GO): cullin family protein binding
Source: RefSeq, a predicted model, not a curated record